Molecule: messenger RNA, 1100 nt
Organism: Papilio polytes (common Mormon)
Lineage: Eukaryota; Metazoa; Arthropoda; Insecta; Lepidoptera; Papilionidae
Gene: Had1
Product: lambda-crystallin
Exons: 6
Coding region: 71-1033 (320 amino acids)
Biological process (GO): fatty acid metabolic process
Molecular function (GO): oxidoreductase activity, acting on the CH-OH group of donors, NAD or NADP as acceptor; NAD+ binding
Source: RefSeq, a predicted model, not a curated record
GUUAUUAAGGCGCGCGCGACGAAGUCACAUUCAUUCGGCCCUAGUUCUCCAGACAGUGCACGUAUUCGAUAUGUCGACGAAGAAGGAAAAAGUCGGAAUUGUGGGCAGUGGUCUGAUUGGAAGGUCAUGGGCGAUGCUAUUCGCUUCCGUGGGCUACCAAGUAACCGUGUUUGAUAUCGUACCGCAGCAAGUCACAGACGCCCUCAAAGACAUUGAAGUGCAACUGAAAACUUUGGAAAAAGACGGUCUUCUGCGUGGUACACUGAAUGCAGACCAACAAUUCAAAUGUAUUACAGGAUCGACAGAUUUAGCGACAGCCGUCAAAGAUGCCAUAUUCGUUCAAGAAUGUGUACCAGAAAGCUUAGAUUUGAAAAAGAAGGUAUUCCAAAACUUGGACAAAGUUGUGGAUGACAAAACAAUUCUAUCAAGUUCUACCAGUACCACUGUACCCUCUUUGUUUUCCGAAGGGUUGAAACAUAAAUCACAGGUCAUCGUGUCGCAUCCAGUCAAUCCGCCGUACUACGUGCCUUUAGUUGAAAUUGUACCCGCUCCUUGGACUAAACCUGAGGUAGCGAAGAAGACUAGGGAAAUAAUGAUCGAGAUUGGCCAAGAGCCCGUCUCACUGUCCAGAGAACUUGAAGGCUUCGUCCUUAAUCGCAUCCAAUAUACAAUUUUAAAUGAAGUGUGGCGGUUACUCGAGGGUGGAAUCGUUGAUGUGCAAGACGUCGAUAAAGUCAUUUCUGAAGGUCUCGGGAUGCGGUAUGCUUUCCUUGGGUCCCUUGAAACCGCACAUUUAAAUGCUGAAGGAAUGAAGAGCUACAUUGAAAGAUAUGGGGAUACCAUUUAUAAAGUGAGUACAACGAUGGGCGAUAUACCAAAGAUGACGCAAAGUAAAGCUGCGGAUUCUAUUUGCAACCAAUUGAAUUCUAUGGUUCCCAUCGACAAGCUGCAAGAACGCCGAGCGUGGAGAGACGCCUGUCUCACACGUUUAGCGUUACUCAAGAAAGAGAUGAACAAAACCUACAAAAAAUAACUGUUUGCAAUAUAUUUUCCGUUUUAUAAAAUUUAUUAUCUGUUUUUAAAAUAAAAACUUUUCUCGA